Triplophysa rosa is the source of this 6319-nucleotide messenger RNA. RefSeq names its product SLIT and NTRK-like family, member 6 (gene slitrk6). The record is from RefSeq and is a predicted model, not a curated record. Gene Ontology annotation, molecular function: protein binding. Lineage: Eukaryota; Metazoa; Chordata; Actinopteri; Cypriniformes; Nemacheilidae. The transcript has 2 exons. Gene Ontology annotation, biological process: axonogenesis; regulation of presynapse assembly; positive regulation of synapse assembly. Bases 453 to 2939 code for a protein of 828 amino acids. Gene Ontology annotation, cellular component: membrane.
UCAUUCACUGGCCGCAGAUCAGACCGAUCAGACACUGGAGUCUGCGACUAUACCGUCUAAACCGCGGGUGUCCGCCGCGCUCCGGGGGAAGCGGACAUCACCACUGCUGAAUUUCAAUUGCACACUGUCAUUCUCCGUUGCUUGACUAUCUUCGAGUGAGUUCCUGAAACUCAGAGAUGAGGACGCAACAUUUCUGAAUAGAAAAACCGUAAUGACCGUAAAUGAAGCAUCGGACAAUGGACAGCUGAGGGCUAGUUGGACCUGGACUUUUUCCAUGCGGUCUUUUUGCGCGGUGGGCUUUUUCGUGCCAAGGAAACCUAUUGAGAAGUCCAGAGGGUCCGGGCGCGCUGUGUGCGCUGCGAAACUGCCCGGGUUUGUUUGAUUCACAAAGCGCAACUUGGCCAAGUGGACUACAGAGACUUCUGCGCUGCGUAAUUUGGAUACGAGACAAAAUGCUGGCCAGGAUCACUUUCAUUUGCCUCUUCUUUGCUGCUGCCAGUUCUGGAGACACCGAAGCCAGGGUAUCUUACGGUGGAGCUUGCGAAUCUUUGUGUACCUGCGAAGAGAAAGAGGGACAGUUAUACAUGAACUGUGAGGAGAGAAACAUAAGCAAAAUAUCUCAGGUGCAGGUGCCAGCAAAUAAGUCUUUCCAUCUAAACCUGUACAAAAACGACCUGGUAGAGUUGCGUGCAGAGGAUAUGGAUGCUUUCCAGAAAGCUUCGACCUUGCAUCUUGGCGCCAACAGCAUACAAGAGCUGGAACCUGGCGUCUUCAGUUCACUGGGCUUUUUGAAAAAGCUUCACAUCAACAGCAAUUUCCUGGUCAUGUUAAAGGAGGACACAUUUCAAGGCCUGGUCAGUUUGGAAUACCUUCAGGCCGACACGAACUUCAUCCAGGUUGUGGAGCCCGGGGCCUUCAGCACGCUCGUCCGUCUUAAAGUUCUGAUCCUCAACGACAACUCCAUCGAGUUCCUUCCCGCAAACAUUUUCCGCUUCGUGCCUCUGACCCAUUUGGAUCUGAGAGGGAACAAGCUGCAGACGCUGCCCUACGUGGGUUUCCUGGAGCACAUUGGUCGGAUUAUGGAGCUCUUGCUGGAGGACAACGCCUGGGUGUGCGAUUGUGAAAUCUUACAUUUGAAGGUCUGGAUCGAGAACAUGCGGGCGCAGUCGUCCAUUGGCGAUGUGAUUUGCAACAGCCCCCGUCAUCUUAAGGGCACCCCGUUGGCCAAGGUGAAAAGGGACGUGCUUUGCCCCUUCCAUGCUGGCAUCAACCUGGAGGAGCCGUCCAAGUCCUUAGACAUGGUUGUCACCCCAUCCACCAAGGUUGUUCAGAUCCCUAAAGCAAAAGAUGACGCACAGAUCCCCACACCUGCCAAUGGUCAAGGGACAUUCUGCGUGUCGACAUGCUCCUGUCACAAUCACCCGAGCGCAGGUUUUUUAGUGCACUGUGAGGACCGAGGCAUUCAAAGGAUAUCUGAUCUAGGUGUUUUUGAACAAAGCCCCACCAAGCUGGUUUUAACUGGGAAUUUGAUACAAAGACUUUUGAAAUAUGAUUUAGUGACGUAUGACAGGUUGGAAUUGCUCAAUUUGGCAAACAACCAAAUAGACUACAUAGACAAUGAAACCUUUCUGAGUUUGAGCAGUCUGAGAAAGCUGUACCUCAAUGGGAACCGAAUGGAGAAGAUUUCCGCAACGAUAUUUCUCGGCCUUCAUAACCUGGAAUAUUUGUAUUUGGAGUACAAUUUAAUCAAAGAGAUCGAGGCGGGGUCCUUUAACCCCUUGACCAAUCUCAAGCUUCUUUUCCUGAACAACAAUCUGCUCAACGCUCUCCCUGGCCAGAUCUUUCGGAACGUGCCCCUGUUAAAGUUGAACCUACGUAAGAAUUUUUUUAUGCACCUGCCCGUUAGCAACGUGCUGGACCAGCUCAAUUAUCUGGAGCAGAUUUACCUUGAGGACAACCCCUGGGACUGUAGUUGUGACUUAGUUAGCCUCAAGCAGUGGGGGGAAAAGCUCAACAAGGACACCGUGGUGGGUUCCAUCUUAUGCCACACACCUAGAAAGCUUUCUAGCAUUGAGCUCAGAAACAUCAAGCAUGAUGUCCUCUGUCCUGGUUUGGUCACCUAUUACUCAUUACCUGGAGCGACGGAGAACAGUGUUCCAGUCACGAUCGCCCCAGAAGGUGGAACCAGCGGCUUUUUUCGCUCUCUGACUGAUGCAGUGCCACUCUCUGUGCUUAUCCUGUGUCUUCUCAUCCUUCUCCUGAUCAUCAUAUUCUGUUCUGCCGGCAUCGUAGUCUUUGUGCUGCACCGUCGGCGAAGGAAAGCCAAGAAGAAGCAGGCGGAGGAGCAGCCGCGCGAGAGCAGUCCCAUCCACCUGCAUUACAGCAUGUACGGCCAUAAGACCACCCACCACGUCACUGAGAGGCAAGGAACCGGCAUGUAUGACGAAGCUGGCCGUAGCCCGAUCAUUCAGGUCUGCAGGAACCCCAGUUACUGCUCACAGCACAAAGAAUAUGAGCUAGAUGAAUACGACGCUGAGAAGCCCAAGCACAUUUGCCCUAGAAUCCUCGACAAGGAGAGCGAAUCACUCCUCACGGGAGCCAAAAUGAAGUUCAGGGCCGUUACCGAUUACCCCGCCGAGUUUGGGAGUUUGGGAGACGCGACCUCCUUGUACAAGAACAUCUUGGAAAGGGAACGCGAGCUCCAGCAGCUCAGCCUCACGGAAUACCUCAGGAAAAACAUAUCACAUCUUCAGUCACCCGUUGACGUGCAAGUCCCCAACCAUCACCAAGAGCUAAAACUGAUGGAGAGGCUGGUGUACGCAAGGCCAAGGAAGGUCAUGGUGGAACAGACUAAAAACGAAUACUUUGAACUCAAAGCCAACUUACAUGCAGAGCCAGACUAUUUAGAAGUCUUAGAGCACCAAACAUCUUUCAACUGAGUUGAGGACACUGUUACAAUACACCCCAUACUACAAGUGCCUUAGAGCGAAAGAAAACUAUUUUUACGAGGGCACAAUGUCUCAUUUCAGGUCGUGCUUGGAUUCAUAGCGUUUAUACUGUUGGACAGUGAAGCAGUUGGAUUAUACUUUGCAACAACAUUUAGCGCAAUGAAUGAUGGCGUGAUGUUUUGUCUUUGGACGAGAUUGGCUUUUCUCGAGUUCAUGAUACCCAAACAUUCAUUGUGCAGUGGAAAUACUGCGUUUUCUUUGUUUGCUACAUCGUAGAUAAGAAUAUCAUAGAUGCACUUCACAAUUCUCUAUGCGACCGAAUUAAAGCUCUGUUUAUCUGUAGAAAAGAAAAGACGAAAAACUAAAGAAAAUGAUUUUCGUCAGACAGAACCAUAAAUGCUAGUCGUGACAGUCCCUCAUAGGUUGUGAUUUCAAAGUGCCCAACACAGUUUUCGCUCAUUAAAUAUUAAACUAAACCGCGCCGGGUAACGUUUCGACCGCGAGGUCAGACUUUACGAUCAGCCGCCGCGGCCCGUUUAUCGUGCCUGAAAUUGGCCUCUCACCUGGAACCCUCCGUGUAGCUAAAGAGUUUGUUCAGAAAUGAUAUCGUAUAAACCCACUUGCUCAUGUUUCAAAUAUGCGCAGAAACUCUGUUGGGCGUGCUUGGAGAAACGGAGAAAAGAAUUGCACUACUUAAAAUACCAUUUAAAGGUGGUUGAUGACAAUCAGAUGUUGUGAUGCAGCACAGACUAUAACACUUUUCUCUUGAAUACCCGGGGAGUGUAGCUUCUGCUUUGUAUAAUAAUGUUGUUUAAAAGUUCCGUUCAUAUACACAUCAUAUCCGAUUCUUUUCUUUGGGCAUGACAGUUGUGCAGUGUGUUUUAUCUUCAUUAUCUGACAGAAGAGAGAAUUAUAUGUAUAUAUAUACAGUAUAUGUAUAUUGAGAAAAUAUGCACACAAGCUGUUGUGUCGAGCCUUGAAAUGUUUUAUUGUAUGGAAGAGCACCAUAGCUUUAUUUUGUACCAGUGUAGAUGAGAGUUAUUUAUUCUGUAUAUUUGUACAUAAGUUAACAUUUAUAUGUUUGUGCCUUUAAUGUGGUACCGAUUAAGCUGUAAAUAAAAACAAAAUGAAUCGAAUGCAUUGCAAUAUUAUACCCCACACAAUCCAAAAAGUACACUGUCUGACCGCGUGAAGGCAAAAACAUUUGGAAAAAUACUAACAAUGAAGAUAAAUCUCUCUGAUGCUAAUAAUACAAAAUAAUAUAAUAUUACCUGUUUGUUUCUACAUUGUUGCUGUCACACCAUAGGACGCAUGUACGGUAUAUUUGUCAACUACCUAAAUAUCUGUGGUGUGCAUAAUUCAUCAUGUGAGAUCUACUAGAAAUAUUGAUAUGUGAUAAAAUAAAAUAUCAACAGUCUUUUUAAAAAGAAGAAAUUUGUGUUUAAAAAUGUUUAUUUUUAAUGUGUUAAAGGUCUGAAAGUUCAUCUGUUAAUUGGUAGAUGGACAGAUUGCAUGACUUGCCCUCAUGCAGAACUAUGCAGAUUGAAGUUAAAAUGUGAUCCAGACUACAUCAAUACUGUUUAGAUUUGGCACUGUGUUGAUGUAAGAUCUGGGCUCGGACACAAAACCAACUGAGACGUUUUGUAACUUUAAUUUGUAAACAAAGUGUCUGUUCUCCUAAACAUUUAAAAAAAGCAGCUUAUGUUUUAAAAUGUUCAUUUCUGAACCGGUGACAAAGAUGAUUCAAUCAGUAUAAACUAUAAAGUUGUAAAGCGUAUCCAGCUGUUCCGACAUCUAAAUGACUAUGUCAGCGGUGAGUUUGUGAACUUGACAGCUUGCUUUGCCACAACACAACUCUGUCAGAUCUUUGUUUUUCAAAAGAGUGCACAGGUAACAAACGACAAGGCAGACGGUUUCUUUUCAUCCGCUCUGCUCUUGCAUCUUCCUCGUUUCCCUCCUCGAGCCAUCAUAUAUAAUAAUCUCCUGAGAAGCUGGAAGUCACCCGGGCAUGUGGAAAACAGCAUUACGACAAAACAUCCGACUUGUGACAGCUCGAUGCAACUUCCAGCAAAGUGCAAUCCAGCAUUCGGCGUUUCUUUUUUUAAGUAUGCACAUUUUUGUGGUGUGAUUGUUUCACCGAGACCCACCGAACGUUGUUCUGUCUGGUACAUGUGUAACAAUAUGGCACGCACUUGAACAAUGCGACCGUAGUGAUAAACGGAGAACUGCAGUAGACUUGACAUGCAAGGUUCUGCUAGAGCGAACACACGGAGCUCUCGCUUCUAACAUUUUAACGCCUUCCGUAAACCAGUUUUAGGGCGAGUCUGCUACACUUCAGUACACAAACUGAUCCUUCAUCCUGAACUCGCCUCAAUUCGGCAAAUCCUCUACAGAGGAUGCUCAAAAAUGGAUGUAGAAGGCAGUGAGAUGGGUCACUUAAGGGUACCAGAGACACAUGCGGUGGGGCACACUGCCAAAACACUGAACUGCAAUGACGUUCUGUUCUAAUUUUAAAGAGAUAGUUCACCCAAAAACACAAAUGAUGUCAUUGUUUUAUAUUCACCCUUGUGUGCAUCAAAACCUGUUUGUAACCUAUUUAUGUUUUGUAGAACACAAAAUAUAUUUUGAGAAAUGUCUCAGUGGUUUUGUGUUCAUACAAUGGAAGUCAAUGGAGAUCAGUGUUGUUUGGUUAUCAACGUUCUUCAAAAUAUCUACUUUUGUGUUCUGCAGAAGAAACUCGGACAGGUUUGAAACCAUUUAUCAUUUUUGGGUGAACUAUCCCUUUAAGUCUUUAAUAGGUGAUGUCUUACCUAAAAACAUCAUUUAAACAUAGUAUUACGAUUGUUUAUUUUAUAAAUCAAGAGUUUGUUAAAUGCAAGAUUUAACUGAGACUAUAAAUGUCUGAGUGAACUAAACAGGGUCUCGUAGGUACAGUAAUGGCUCUAUACGUAAUUCACUAUAUACAAGACAUCCCAAUCUCUCAACUCGCCCGGUGAGAUGUUGCGUAACUAACAUUUAUGCAUUUACAGUGUACACCACUGACAUGUCAUGUCAAAACACAGACUUGAAAUUAUUGGUAGUUAGGUUUGUUUAGCAUUAGAGAGCAUUAGAAAGACUUUCAGCAGUGGAUUUCAAACAAACCAGUGCAUUAAAAGUUUUUUUUCCAAGAAUACACAAAUAAAAGGCGUCUCUGGAGAAGAGAAUGGCUUGUACUUGACCGAACAAGUAUGCACAUAUUUUUAGUCUGUUUAUAAUUGAGUUGCUAUGUACUUUAAUAUUGUGCUCGUAAGUCAAUGUGUGUUUAACAUGCAUUUGCAAAUAUGCAAAGAAUCUCUUUGUGCAUCUUUAUACACUGUACAUUUCUUUACAUG